This is a messenger RNA of Hippocampus comes (tiger tail seahorse), 1261 nucleotides long. RefSeq names its product calcium binding protein 2b (gene cabp2b). The transcript is spliced from 7 exons. Gene Ontology annotation, cellular component: cytoplasm. Gene Ontology annotation, molecular function: calcium channel regulator activity; calcium ion binding. NCBI's taxonomy places the organism in Eukaryota, Metazoa, Chordata, Actinopteri, Syngnathiformes, Syngnathidae. The record is from RefSeq and is a predicted model, not a curated record. The coding region runs from base 241 to 1074 and encodes 277 amino acids.
GAAGAAAGCGCAGUGGCGGAGGAAGCGCUCAACUCGGAACAGGCCCACAGAGUGAAGGAUGAACAAACAUUCAGAUUUGAACUUGAGUGCGACGAUUGCUGAGGGAAAAGACCUUGUUGACUGACCUCUCAACUGACUUUGUGUUGGGAUUUUUGCAUUUUCAAAAUAAAAACAGCGGAGAGCGACGAAGAGAAACAGGAGAAGGAGGGGGUGGGCGAGCUCAGUAGUGAGAGAGGGUGCAUGCGCCUGUGCCACAUCGAGAUGUUCAUGAUCAUUCGGGAGUCGGCGGCUGCGGGAGGCGGUGCUGCAGCCAUGAGCGUGCCACAGGAGAGGACCGCCAAACAGGUUCAGGCUUCCAUCAAGAAGAAGGUAGAGAAGCAGAGGAAGCGCACCGAUGAGCAGGGAGGAGGCAUCACAGCAGACAUCCAAGUGUCCACAGCGCAACUUGAGCACCAUCACAAAGGCGUCCACCUCCUGAAGACGGCUUCCGAGAACGGGCGAACGCUGGAAGAGAGGCUGGAGCAGAUGAUGGAGGGAGGGCAGAGGAAAGUCACCGUAAGGGAGCAGGUGGAGGAGUUGGAGCCUGUCGACUUGCUGCCCAUCGUGGACUCUGUAUUUGGACAGGACCGAGAGCUGAGACCAGAAGAGCUGGACGAGCUUCGUGAAGCUUUUGUGGAGUUCGAUAAGAAUAAGGAUGGCUACAUUAGCCACAAAGACCUGGGGGAGUGCAUGAGGACCAUGGGAUACAUGCCCACCGAGAUGGAGCUCAUUGAAUUGAGUCAGCAGAUUUGUGGAGGCAAAGUGGACUUUGAGGAUUUUGUGGAGCUGAUGGGACCCAAAAUGUUGGCAGAGACUGCAGACAUGAUUGGAGUGAAAGAACUACGCGAUGCAUUCAAAGAGUUUGACUCCAAUGGUGACGGUCAGAUCAGUUUAACGGAGCUACGUGAGGCCAUGAAGAAACUGAUGGGAGAACAAGUGACCAACAGAGAGAUCAAUGAGAUUCUCAGAGACGUGGACCUCAAUGGAGAUGGUUUGGUGGACUUUGAGGAGUUUGUGAGAAUGAUGUCCCGGUGAUGUGUACCACAUGAGCAAUGGCAUUAAACAGACAAACCAGGGAUCACACCACAUCUUCAAUUUUCUGUAGCUACUGUAUGGUUUUCCAUUUUUAUAUGUAUAAAAACAAAUAUAAUAAUAAUAAUCAAGAUUAAAUGUGACAGAAAUUGUAUGACAAAAAGACACGCAAAAGUGCUGGGACACGUUU